Cheilinus undulatus (humphead wrasse) is the source of this 5205-nucleotide messenger RNA. RefSeq names its product carbonic anhydrase IV a (gene ca4a). NCBI's taxonomy places the organism in Eukaryota, Metazoa, Chordata, Actinopteri, Labriformes, Labridae. The coding region runs from base 50 to 973 and encodes 307 amino acids. Gene Ontology annotation, cellular component: plasma membrane. The record is from RefSeq and is a predicted model, not a curated record. Gene Ontology annotation, molecular function: zinc ion binding; carbonate dehydratase activity. The transcript has 8 exons.
GUCACCGCGUUGUUCCCUCCGCCGGCUCUCUCUCAUUCACAGCUCCGAAAUGCAGCAGCUCGUCGUGUCCGCUCUGCUGGCAUCCCUGUGGACCCUGAGCACAGGAGCAGGAGAUUGGUGCUAUCAGUCCCAGUUCAGCUGUGAUCAUCAAUGCAAUGCUCCAGAAAAGUGGGACCAUGCAAACAGCAACUGUGGAGGAAGAAAACAGUCCCCCAUCAACAUCGUCACCAGAAAGACUCUGAAAGACGAACGACUGACUCCAUUUAAGUUUGAGAACUACCAGGAGAUCUUCAGAGGAACCAUCAAGAACAAUGGACACUCAGUUCAGGUUGGAGUUCCCCACAUGAGCACCAUCUCAAGUGGAGGUCUGCCCACCACCUACAAGGCGGUGCAGUUCCACCUCCACUGGGGCAACAAUGGAGGACCCGGCUCUGAGCACACCAUUGAUGGAGAGCAAUAUCCAAUGGAGCUGCAUAUUGUUCACAUGAAGCACCACUACACUGACCUGACCACAGCACUGGCAGACCCAGAGGGAGUCGCAGUCCUCGGGUUUUUCUAUGAGGGGUCAAACAGUGCAAACAAAAAGUACGACCCCAUCAUCAACGCUCUGAAAAGCAUUAAAAGCACAGAUGGCAACACAUCUCUACUUCCCAUCUCUCUGGCACAAAUAAUCCCACCAGAGCAGAAUCUGACCUCCUUUUAUCGCUACCAGGGCUCUCUGACCACCCCGGGUUGCACCGAAGCCGUCAUCUGGACUUUGUUUGAGAAUCCCAUCCCUCUGAGCACUGAACAGCUGCGGGCGUUCUCCGAGCUCAAGUUCCGCGAUGGAAAGCCGAUGGUCGGGACCUUCAGGCCGGUGCAGCCGCUCAACGGCAGGCAGGUGUUCCGGUCGGGCAGUGCUGUGAUCCUUGCCAGCUCCACCCUCCUCAUGAUUGCCAUCACCACUGCCUUGGGCAUGUCCGUACCAAACUAGAGCGAGACUUCCCAUGCUGCACUGCAACAUCCAUGAACACAAUAAGCUCUGUAUCAUUUCUAAACUGAACUCUCCACCGCAUGGUUACUAAGAUGAUGGACCACAUCAUAGUGCAGAAAUCACUCACCUGAUGUUCCUCCCUUACAACAUAAAUGACAAAGGCAUUCUGGGAAUGCUUUACGAAAGGUGCCGUAAGGGUUUGAUCAGCAUUAGUGCAUGCAUAGUGAAGCAGUAGGUCUUAUUUCAGCGUUAUGAAUGUGCCGUAAAGAAGGUUACCAAGCACUAAAAGUUCAAACUGAAUCCAAACUCAACACCAGACCCCUGAGUCAUGCCCAAACUUUUCACAGCAUCAUCCUACAAACACACCCUCGUACCCUUUAGACGUCAUCCGCCUUUGCCAAUGUCAGGUAAAUUUAGUCUCUGCUAAUGUCUCCAAUGGUUUGUGCUCUGAGUGCCGAUGUUAGCCCCAUGACCCGGCACGUGAUGCGUGGCUCUCUCAGUGGGGCAUGUGAACAGCACGGAGCUAUUUAUAGCCGCACUGAGUCACAAAAACGAGCUCCAUUUCAAAGCUAGCGGUCAAAAGAGUCAGCAGUUUGGCUUUUCUCUCCUGGUCCGGGAAGCACAGAGUGCAACCAUCAGGUGAGUCCAGCCACUCAGUCAGCAGUUGGUGGGACAUGGGGGAGGGGUUUUACAUUUCUCAUGGGGAACAACUGCUGCUGAUCUGAGAAGAGACCCGGAGUCUAUCUACUCGUACAAUCAAAGGACACUGAAACCUGAGAGCAGGAUGAAACAGCAGAGACGCUAAUGCUAAUAAUGACAAAGCAUUUGGCAGAUGUCAGAUGAAGCACACAGACUGUAUAAAAGGAGUGGAUGAAGCUAUUGGGACGUCAGUCAUUAGUCUGAGAAUUUUAGCAUUAAGGUUGGCAUUUUGGCCACCAAACACAAUGGUUAUGAGACCAGAAGUUUGCAUGAUAUGAGGACAGUGAGGCUAUACCUUUAACAUCUCAAAUCUGGUUGGCAGGUUGCUUUGAUCACUACUAUUCAAUUUUUGUGUUUUUCACUCUUAGAUCCUGUGUCCACCAGUGCUUUUCUUCUUUUUGCUUUUACAGUUCCCACAACCAGUGUCUGAGCUUCUCACCAAUUGCAAAGGUUUUCUUGUAGCACUUCUGCUUCCCUUGUAGUGCCUGUUAAGUCAGUUUAAAUUGUGCCAUAUAAGGGUUAGAAUUCAACAUUUCAGUCUACCUGCCACUGAGACAAACAUUUUUCACAAGCAGCAUCAUUCAAAAAGGUAUAAUAUGAUAAUCAAAGCUUAUAGCUAUCAAGUUUGAGGCUAUUUGAUAAGAGAGAGUUGGUGCAUAAAUGAUCCAGACUACCACUCAUUUUUAACCUUGUUUUUUAACCAAUUUGUCCUGUAUUCAACCAGGUAAACAUCUGCUGUGCUUCCUACGGGAACUGUUUAUUCACAGGAAAUUUCCCUGCAGUAUGAGUGUCAGACUCACUAGAAUUUGCAAUUUGAGCACGGUUUCUGCAGUCUCACACCAAAAUUCAGGCUUUGUUCAAUUACCUUGUACUUGUGACAAGCAAGACAUUGGUUCAAACACAUCUUUAGCAGAUUUACUAGCUACAAUGGAGAACUAUUUUCCUAUGAUACUGAGUCAAACCACCCCAGCACACAGCCCCCUGUGAACAUUUGACAGCAGCCCUGACACAGGGAGGAGGCCAUUUUUUUUGUCAGUGAGCGUCUAGGCCCCCCUUGAUUUGCUCAUAAAGUCAGUAGAAAUAAGCAGAAAAAAAUGAUUUAAUUUAUGCCAUUUACUGUAUCAAAAUCACUCUGUUAGGUUAGGCUACUUUUAUUUACAGCCCGAGUGGCCAGUAAGUUGAGCAAAUUCACCUGAGAUUGAUCAAAGGUAUCUGCAUUUGGCUGGUGGUUGGUGCUAAUUUCCCACACUGCUCCAUAUAGAUUUUCUAUAAAUGCACAGUAUUUAAAUUGGCCACGAGGAGGCCAAUGUAAUGCAUCUUAGUAUAAAACAGAUACAGCAACAGAGUGGCAGCUUCUCAGGCCUGGCCCAUUAUAUAGCAGUUAUUUAGGCAACAUUAGGUUUUUCAGCAGCAACAAUAAACAUGACAUGACUGUCAUGGUAGCCAAGUUACGACCAGUUCCAACUAUAAAAAUUAACAGUUAUUUUGGAUCUGCAAUUUUUUUGGUAAGUUUGCCUUUAUUGUAGUAAUAGGACAGUUAAGAAAGGUGAAAAAGAGAGAACAAGGAAUGGCAUGCUGAAGAGGAGCAACAGGCUGGAUUUGAGCUGCCCGGAUACCAGCAUCUGUACAUGGGGCAGGUCGAUAUAACCAUUAAUGUAGACAUUUCAGUGCAAAAAAUAAACAUAUACCUUUAAUUCAUGAAAAUUCCAACAAAAGGAAAUGUAGAUUAGUCAUAUCUAAGUGUUAGUAACAGCAGCUCCUGACCUGGAAGCUGUCCCCUCUAAAUGACAGGAUUAGUUUCUCUUCCAUCAUUGUUAGUGAUCAGUCUGACAUUAAAAGUGCUGCCCCUUUAUGGUUUAUAUUGGUCAGCAAGGGAGAAGUGGCAUGGUGAUGUUCCAAAAGUUGAACUGGUUUCAUCUGAGAGGCUGUUUAGACUUUGCAUUAAUAUCCAUGCUGGAUGAUUUGAUUAUACCUUGACAGGACUUACGUACAGUGUUUACACUUUCCAUUACAAUGCAUCUCUACUGAGUACCUGAGAUCAGAACUCACUUGCCUGCCUCACAUGCACCCUUACAUCAUUCUCAGCCCAGAAGGGUGGUCUUUAAUGCUGCCCAGGACACAUGAGCGUUUACACUACCAAACCGAUGUGGAUAAAUGUAUGUCAGUCCACGUCUGUUUGCAGUCAGGAUCUCAAUGGAUCCUCAAGAUGCACACUUAUCACGAAGGCUAGUCACUUACUAACAGAUCACCCAGGAUGGAUGUAAAUGCAUGAUGUAAACAGCCUCUGAGAGCUCUGACAGUCUAGCAGAAAAAAGACUAGUGCAAAGACUAGCGUUGGUGGACAAGGAUUCCUAAACUUUUCUAAACAUUACUUUGAUUUCAGCACAAUCUCACCAAAUGACCAUAUUUUUUAUAUCUAACCAAUUAUAUGCAUAUGUUCUUGUAAAAAUUGAUAAUUGAUAAAUAAACAGUUUAAAAUCAUUUUUUAAAAAGGAUUUUUUUAACUGGAAGGCAUCUUGCAACCAUCUCUUUCAGUGUCUUGCGACCCCAAAGGGGGCCCUGAUCCCCAUGUUGAGAACCACUGCUUUAUGGGACCAAGAGUUAAAGCCUUUACAACAUACAGUUUUGAGCAAGACUUGAAUCUUUAAUUAAAGAUCAUAAAACCAUUAGGAAAAUGUUAACUGAGGUUACAUAUCAAUGAUAGGUUUUCUCAUCUGUUUCCACAUAGUCCACAUACUCUUUGGCUCCGCCCCCUUCUGGCUUUUGAAAGAAUGCAGGUUUUUGGGACUUUUGCAAUAGCUUCACUCUCAAACUAAGGCUACAUCCAUUUCUAUCAUACAGUCUACACAGGAGUAUCACUUUUCUCUUCAAAAUUGUGUCGUUAUUUCCAUCCAUGUCACACAUUCAGCAUGAAUACGCAUGUUUUGAUGUUAAUAAUGAGCUACAUGUACAUGAAUGCAGGGUUAAGCUACACAUGCAUUGCCAAAUCCAUUCACAACUCCGCCACUCCAUUCUUCCACUUCUGACUUAUGAAGUUCACUGAGCUUCUCUCUGAGAACAUGUUGCCAUGUUCAUGGCUUGUAAAACAGAGUCUCGGAUGCACUGAAUGUUAUCGACUGUGAAUUACACCCCACUGAGUCCUCACUCAUUUAUUCAGGAGGGCUCGUUAUGUAUUCUGGCAAGAGAUCUGUGCAAUUUUCAGCUAGAUGUACUGUGAUGACCGAGCAAGGAAUCUGUAUAUAAAUUCCAUUGUUUCAUAAUGCAUCAAGUUAUAUUUCUAUACGUGUCAUUGUACACAUGUAUUUAUGUACCGAAUGUGUAUAUUGAUAUGAGACGCACAGUUACUGUUAUUUAUGUACUGCAAAGUUUAUAUAGUACUGAAUGCAGACCCAUAUACAGAAAAUGAAGCAUCAAGUUGUCCAUGACAAAUCGACUCUACUUAUGAUGUUUAAGUGUAUGAGAUUGUCAGGUUGUAAUGCUUGAAAGUGUCAUAAAUAAUAUGGAGAAUGUGUUCCAACUGAACUAAAAGAAUA